GGUAAACACGUCCAGACGGCUCGGAUGAUCACAGCUCAUGCUGGUCCGUGUAUUCGGAACUGAAGUUCAUCAUUUUUACGGCAUUUUAACAGACUCGUGCACAGUGCACAUUGAGUGAACGGGACCGGGCGGCGGAUCUCUCAUCCUCUUUCUCUUCAGCAGGCUGAUAAGGAGACACAGAUGGACAACAGGAACUCGUCUGAUGACAAGCCCGUUCAGCGCUCUAAGUCUUUCAGUUUCAAGACACAGAGCGAAACGUGCGCAUCAUGUGAAAAGACCGUGUACCCAAUGGAGAAACUGGUGGCCAACAACCUCAUUUUUCACAACACGUGCUUUUGCUGCAAGCACUGCAACACCAAACUCAGUCUGGGAUCCUACGCUGCCUUGCAGGGGGAGUUCUACUGCAAGCCGCAUUUCCAGCAGCUCUUCAAGAGUAAAGGAAACUAUGACGAGGGCUUCGGCCGCAAGCAGCAUAAGGAGCUCUGGUCCUCCUCCAAGGAUGCUGAGAGCAUCACCAAGACGUCAUAAUCUUCAGUGAUUUCCAAAGCUCAACCUGACCAAUGAUUACGGCCCUUUAUAUACUCUGCCCACAUACACGCUUACACUUAUUUUGAGCACACGGUUGAGUCGGCACUCUUCAUGAUAUCACACAAUCGCAGAUACCAACCUUGAUACAGUAGUUUAUAAACUUCUUUUAUUUUUUGGAUGUUUGCUCUUGUUUAGUUCCUUUUUCAUUUUAAUUAGCCUUAGCUAGCAUCAUAUGUUUAUAUAUAUAUAUAUAAUUUUUUAGUAUUUCUUUUAUACCUUAUACUGUGGAGAUAAUCCACGGUGAACGGUUUGUUGAUUGUGACCAAACUCUAUAAAUCUCCCAUUCUUGAUUUGGCAGUACUAGUAUUGGUUUGUUUGUUUUGUUGUAAGAUUGGUUCUGAGAUGAAAUGCUUGCAUGGUUUAGAUUUUACACUCAGGUAAACAAUUCUAGGGUGUUGCAUCAAAGUGAUUCUAUAAUUUUGAUUGUAAAAGUGUUUUUAUAAUUUUAUUAUUUUCCUUUUACUUGUGUUACAGCAAUCAAUACUGAUUUUAGACUGUAUGGCCUAACAGUUUUCCUUUCCAGCUUUAUUUUGCUUUGUUGGCGCAGGGUAUUUUAUCUGUGAAUCUACAGGGUACACUGUACUGUAAAUAACUCUCAUUUGAGUUUGUUUCAUCCCAUUCCCUCUUUGUUUUUUAUUUGGCAUCCCUCUACACUUUUCUGCCCUUUUGUUUUUAGUGGCUUAAAUAUUAUUAUACAGAUUCUGUAAGAGCGGUCUCUGCGUCGUUUUAAUCAAAUAAUACUUUAUUUAAAAAAUCAUAAGGCUCAUUUAUAAAAUCUAAUUUUGUUAGACAGCAUUUACUUGUGAUACUUGAGCCAUUGUUAUGCCCUUAUGCCAGUUAAUUGGGCAACAGUCUUUUAUAUUUCUUUUCUGACGCCCUCUAGUGGUUUUGGAUGAUAUUUUUUGUUGUUGGACCCAACAUCAUAAUGGUCUCUUAGCUUUAGUGUCUUGAUGCCAUCUAGUAAUUUUAUAUGUCUGUACAUCUGCUUAUUACACUCGUUUAGUCUUAGGUUGAGGAAUGACUGCAGAUAAUUUCUGCUGACCGCACAUUAUAAAGUUUUUUGAUUUCUUGCACAGGCAUUUGUACAUUGGUACCACUAAGCAGAGUGAAUGUACUUUGAUGCACUGUACUGUACUUAUAUCUGCAUGGGACCAAGCUUGUACGACAAAUUAAGAUAUUUACAGGGAACUAGGUCUCAGAGGAAAUGACAUUUUUAAGAUGCUUCACGCCAUUGCCUUUCCCCCCUUUUCCACAACUUCCUCUCAUAUCAUGGUUUUGGCUUUUUCCUGUGGGCAUCUCUGUGACAGGGUUUCAUGGGGACUUUGCGAGUACAUACUUAACGGUGUGGCUCCUAAGCAUUGCUCAGGAAUAUAGAUGGAUCACAAUGAUCCAACUGUGUAAUCCUCAGUGUUUGUUGGUCACUUGAACUUUUAUGUUCAGAUAUUUUUCGCACUCUAAAAUAGGCAAAUUGUAAGUGCUCAUCUGUGAAAGCUGGAGAACAGGAAGGUGGUUACUGUAAAUGUAAAUUUAAAUGAACACUUCCACAUGAGCGGUUUUAUGUGCACAUUUAUAUGUCAACGUGAAACUGUGACUUUGCAUCUCGUGAUUUGUCACUGUGGACAUUUUAUGUGACUUUAUAACCUGUGACCUUUCUAGUGGUUUGUGUAAAAAGAGCAUUGAUGUGAUGUUUCUUUUAAAGAUUGAAAUGCCUCUGUGUUUAAAUUCUGUUGUGUUUUGUAGUAAACCAAUGGUAGAGACAGGUAUUCUGAUAUGUUAAAUGCCAUAAGGAAGUGGUCUGUUGAUAAUUUUGUUACUAGUUUAGGUUUUCUGAUAAUGGGUUGUGAAUUUGUAGUAUCCUGUCUGCCUUCAAGUGCAAUGGCCUUUUGUUUGUAUGUUUAAGGAGAUGCUAUAAUAGCCAUUGAGAAUCAUCCAAAUGUUUUCAUCAACUUCAAUACUACAAAAGUCCCUCUGUAUAUAUAUUUAGGAUUACUGUGAAAUUGAUAUGCAUUGUGACAUUUAGAGGAAUUAUCAGCAGGUCUUGAACAGGAAUAAUAUUUUCGUAUUAAGCCUUAAUUUUAGUUUCAAAUGCUUCGUGAGAACAUGUUUUAUUUUUUAUUUUUUAGCUUCCUAUUAAUAUUUUCUCUAGUUUUGAAUUCUGCAGGUAUUGAAAGUCCUCUUAACAAGCUAAAGGAUGCACCUUUUUAAUGAUUUGGCCAUAUUUUUUUCUCUUCCUUAUAUGCUUUUAUUCUAUAAAACAAACUUUUCAAUGGACGCACAUCACUGUGUUUUACAUAAAUUUUUAAUGUAUUUGCACAGAAGUGUGCCAAGGUACAGAUUACACAAUUCCCAUGCAUACACUUGGAGUCUUUUAUAAACUACCAGAACAAAAAAGUAUAAAAGGUACGUUUCACUUUGCUGUUUUCUGAUGGAUUUCUAGUUCUUGAAGUGUGUGAGUGUGUCUUUUUAAGCGUAUGGAUAUGUAGGAUUGCAAAAGAUUAUUUUCAAAUGCAGUUUACAUUGUCCUCAUGUGUUGACUGAGCAGAGAUCAAUGCAUGCAAAGUGUAUUUUGCUAAAACUUCAUCAGCAGAACAGGUGGCCUUAAAGCAGAAGGAGGUCUUGGCUCUUAUCCUCAUCAGGUUUAAUUUUUGUCUUUGUACUUUUAUCAUCCCUCCAAUUCAACUGCUGUUCUGCCCCCCCCACCAUUUUAUUCAGUUGCACAAAUUUUCAUUUUUGUACAUGCUUUUUCGAAAAAAAUAAAUAAUUGGUAUGCUGGUG
Messenger RNA from Paramisgurnus dabryanus, 3363 nucleotides. It is a transcript of the gene limd2, whose product is annotated as LIM domain containing 2. The record is from RefSeq and is a predicted model, not a curated record. Lineage: Eukaryota; Metazoa; Chordata; Actinopteri; Cypriniformes; Cobitidae.